UUUGAUCAUAUGGCCAAUCAAGAUAUUGAUAAAAAAAAUUUAAAACAAUGCUUACAAUUAUUAAUUACUGUUGUUUCAAAUACAAUCAAUAUACUUGAACGACAAACAAAUCAAUCAAAUGAAAAACAUAUAUUAAAUAAUCUUCAAAUAACAAUAAUAAAUCUAUUAGAUUGUAAUCUUUCAUCUUUAUCUUCUCAAUGUCGAAAUUAUCUUUUCAAUAUAUUAAAUCAAUAUAAUUAUAAUAUUGAAGAAAAUAUAUUUACAAUUGAAUUUACAAAAGAAAUAUUACAACCAUUUGUACAUAAUCUUCAAGGUAGAUUAUCUUUACUUGAUGCUUGUCAAGCAGCAUGGAAUGGAGAUCUAUCAUUUAUAGAAGAUUUUAUUAGAAAAUAUCCAACAUUAAUAAAUAAAUGUGGUCUUUAUGGAACAACACUUUUAUAUUCUGCAGCAAGAAAUAAUCAUUUUGAUUUAGUUAAAUAUCUUAUUGAAACAAGUAACUGUUCAGUUAAUGUAAAAAAUGAAGAUUAUUCUGAAAAAAGUGAAGAAUCAAAAUUAAAAGCAUCUACAGGUUCAACACCAUUACAUGUUGCUUGUUUUUAUGGACAUUUACAAAUUGUAAAAUAUUUAAUAGAAAAUGGAGCUGAUUAUUUUAUAUUAAAUAAUAUAGAUGAAACUCCAAUUCAAAAUGGACAAUCCAAUAAAAAUAUUCAAAAAUUUUUUGAUGAUUUUCUUUUAUUUGGUUAUUCAAAAAAAUUAGAUAAACUACCAAAUAAAACAAUUCUUGAAGAAAUUAAACAAAAUAUAGAAGUUAUCGAUUGUAUUUGGGAAUAUAAACCAUUUUCUCAAGAUCAAUGGUUACCAGUUUCAUCAGAACUAUCAGUACAACUUCAACAAUCUUUAAUUAUUAAGUCUGAUGAAACAUUUAAAACUGAAAUCGUUUUAAAAACAUCAAAAGAUAUUUAUCAUGUUUCAAUUGCACAAUUUUUAUAUUCUAUUAUAAAUGAUAAUCAAACAGAAAAUUUUACUUGGAUUCGUUGUCGAGGUUCAUCUCUACUCAAUUUUCAUUGUUACUCACAAUGGCAAAUUAUGUUUAUUAAACAUCCAAUAGGUAUAACAAAUAAUUCAACAUCAAUAGAAAUAUUUGAUAUGACAAAAAAUAAAAUACAAUUUAAUUCAUGGUAUAAUUCUAAUAUAAAAAUUAAUUUUUUAUUGGAAAGAGCAAUGAAUUAUCGACAAAAAUAUAUAACUAUCAAUUUAAAUUUUAUUAACAAUGAAAAAAUUAUAUUUGAUCUUGAAAAUUUUACAUUUACUAAUCAACAAAAUACAAUUCAAGGUUUUUUAAGAUGGAUACCAAAAAUAAUACUCAAUAAUAAUAAAUUAACAAUUGUUGAUAAUUUUCAAUUACCUACUGAUUUAGAUUUAAUAUUACUUACUGUACCGUAUUUAAAUCAAGUGAAACUUAAUGAAACUAUUUCAAAAGAUGAAAUGAAUCAAUAUGACUUGAAAUUUGGAAGUAUUUUUGAUAAAAAAAUUUUAAAUUCUCAAGAUCAGCAAUCAACAUGUGAAAAAAAAUUGAAGAUUUUAGUAAAUGUUAUUCGAGGUGAUAUCAUAAAUGAACAAAGUGAUGUUAUUGUAAUAUGUUCUUUAUCAAAAAAUUUAGUUGAAACUGUUCUUGUAGCAGGUGGAGAUUCUCUACGAAAAUUAUUUAAAAUGAAAAUAAAAGAAAUUCAUAAAAGUUGUAUUGUUAGUGUUACUACAGAUGGUAGACUUCCAUCAAAAGCAAUUUAUUUUGUUCUAUGGGAACCUAAUUCUGAUCCUAAUAUACUUUGUCAGUCAAUACGAAAAUUAGUUUCAAAUGUUAUAGAAAAAGCAAUAAAUGAAAAUUAUAAAAGUAUUGCAUUUCCAGCUAUUGGUUGUGGUGAAUAUGGAUGUUCAAUUCAACUUAUUGCUGAAACAUUUAUUGAAGAAAUUCAUGAACAGUUAAUUGAAUAUUCGAUGAAAAUUUUAUUUAUAAUUCAACCAAAUAGAAUAGAUAUUUAUAAUGAAUUUCAAAAACAACUUAAUAUAUUUCAAUCACAACAAACUUCAACAUCACAAUCAAUCUCAAUAAUGAUUGGAGAAGGAAAAAUUGAAAUUGAACAAGGAGAUAUUAUAGAACAAAAUGUCGAUGUUAUUAUAGGAAGUUCAUCAUCAGAAAAUUUAAGACAAGCUUUAAUAAAAUCUGCAGGAUAUGAAGUUGAACAUGCUUAUAAUCAAGCUUAUGAAGAUAAUUCAAAUUCAUUAAUUUUUUCAACUCCAUCAGGUCAAUUACCUUGUAAAGAAAUUUUUUUUAUCAAAUGGAAACCAAAUAAAGAUCCUGAAAUUCUUCGACAAUCAAUAAUUGAUCUUAUAUCGAAUGUUAUGCAAAAUGUUAUAUCAUGUAAUUAUACUUCAAUUGCAUUUCCAGCUAUUGGAUGUGGAAAACAUGCUUGUUCUGUUGAUAUUGUUGUUAAAACAAUGAUUAGAGAAGUAAAAAAACAAAUACAAACAAGAAAAUUAUCAUGUUUAGUUAAAUUUAUUAUUGAAUCUAAUCAACAAAAUAUUUAUGAUGAAUUUUGUAAACAACUUUUUUCAUCAAAUUUUCCUACAUCAAUGGAAUUUCAUUUACCUGCAACAUGGCAAAUAUCAAAAGAAAAUAAAAAAAGACACAUUGUAUCUAAAGAUACUGAUGAAUAUAAAUCUAUUUUUAACCAAUUCGAUGAAGCCAUGAAAAAAGGAUAUAAAAAAAUUAUAAAAAUUGAACGAAUUCAAAAUGAACGAUGGUUUAUGCAAUAUA
Messenger RNA from Rotaria sordida, 2815 nucleotides. The record is from the annotation of a GenBank genome assembly. Lineage: Eukaryota; Metazoa; Rotifera; Eurotatoria; Philodinida; Philodinidae.